Penicillium riverlandense is the source of this 1737-nucleotide messenger RNA. RefSeq lists its product as uncharacterized. Gene Ontology annotation, biological process: carbohydrate metabolic process. The transcript has 2 exons. Lineage: Eukaryota; Fungi; Ascomycota; Eurotiomycetes; Eurotiales; Aspergillaceae. The record is from RefSeq and is a predicted model, not a curated record. Gene Ontology annotation, molecular function: hydrolase activity, hydrolyzing O-glycosyl compounds. Bases 1 to 1737 code for a protein of 578 amino acids.
AUGGUCCUCAGUAUUCUCGCCGUUACGAGUCUGGCGGCCACCGCAAUGGGGCAUCAGGUCUCCGUUUCGGUUGAUGCCUCCUCUAGUCUUGGUCCUUGGACUCCUAUCCACCGUUUCUACGGUUGUGACGAGCCCAACUACGCCUACUACCCUCAUGGCUCUGCACUCCUCAAGGAGCUGGGCAACCUUGGCAAGGACCAGACUUUUUUCCGGACUCAUAACCUUCUAACGACUGGUGAGCCCGGCCUCGUCGGUGUUCCAGGCCUGAAGUGGGGGAGCACCAACGCUUACACGCUGGAUGACGCCGGUAACCCCAUUUACAACUUCACCAUCAUCGACGAUAUCUUUGACCACUAUCUGGCCGCCAACGUCAGGCCAUAUCUUGAGAUUGGAUUCUCCCCUAAAGCGCUGGCAGUGCACCCCAACCCUUACUUCUUUGACUUUAACCCUGCCGCUGGUGCUAGCAACAUCUACACUGGAUGGUCGCAUCCUCCCAAGAGCUAUGAGCGCUGGGGUGAACUGGUGUACAGGCUGGCCAAGCACCUCGUCGACCGCUAUGGCGCGAAGGAGGUCAACCAGUGGUACUUUGAGGUUUGGAACGAGCCAAACAUUCCAUACUGGAACGGCACGACCCAGGAGUUCUACAAGCUCCACGACUAUGCAGUCAACUCGGUCCGCAAGGCUCUGCCCACCGCUCGCAUCGGCGGCCCCGAGGUGGCUGGUGGUGCCGAUGGAUCCUAUCUCGGCGACUUCCUUGACCAUUGCGCUAACGGCACCAAUCAUGCAACCGGCAGCAAGGGAACGGCCCUUGAUUUCGUCUCGUUCCACGCCAAAGGCUCGCCGCUCUUCAUCAAUACUACCGGAGACAACGGCUAUAUCCAGAUGAACAUGUCGCCCCAGCUGCAGCAGAUCGAUGAGGCCUUCGGUGUUGUCGCAUCCUUCCCUCAAUACAAAGACAAGCCCAUCUUCAUGAGUGAGUACGAUCCCGACAGCUGCGCGGCGUGCACUUCGGCCGCCUAUGGGUACCGGAAUGGCCUUCUGUACGGCGCAUACUCCGCCGCGUCCUUCUCCCGUGCCAUGGACCUGGCUGCCAACCGUAGCGUCAACCUCCAGGGAGCGCUAACCUGGGCCUUUGAGUAUGAGAAGAACGCCAUUCUGCCCAACGAGACCGGCUACUUUGACGGCUUUCGAGUAUUGAGCACCCAGGGCAUCGACAAGCCGGUUCUCAACUUCCACCGCAUGUGGAGUAUGCUGAGCGGCGACCGCAUCAAGGCCGAGAGCUCCGGGCAGGUCCCCCUAGACGUGGUGCUAAAGGAGGGCAUCAAGGGCAAGCAGACCGACGUCGGCUCCCUCGCCACGUUUGACAAAGAUACGCAGGCACUCUAUGUGUUUGUGUGGCACUAUCACGACAACGACGUGGACUUCCCCGAUGCCGAGGUCUCUGUGGAUGUCGAGGGCCUCCCUGCCAACUUUGCAAACCAUCAGGGUAAAGUGAUAGCAAUGCACUACCGCGUGGAUGACGACCACAGUAACUCGUAUGCCAAGUGGCUCUCCAUGGGCUCCCCCCAGGACCCGACCUCAAAGCAGUACAGCGAGCUAGUCCGUGCUGGCAAGCUUAUGACGCUCGGUGCUCCCAAGUCCAUGCGCGUAUCGAAGAAGGGCACGCUAUCCGUCGAUUUCUCGCUCCCCAUCCGAGCCCUGUCACUGCUCGUGUUCGAGAAGAGCUCUGCCUCCUAG